Messenger RNA from Zea mays, 477 nucleotides. RefSeq names its product protein ALP1-like. Bases 1 to 456 code for a protein of 151 amino acids. Lineage: Eukaryota; Viridiplantae; Streptophyta; Magnoliopsida; Poales; Poaceae. The record is from RefSeq and is a predicted model, not a curated record. The transcript is spliced from 2 exons.
AUGUUCCUGCAUGUUGUUGGUCACAACCAAAGGUUUAGAGUUGUGCACCAGGCCUUUAGGAGGUCCAUUCAGACAGUACACAAGCACUUUCAUCAGGUUUUGUAUGCUGUUGGAGAGCUUAGGAAGGAACUUAUCAAGGCACCUAGCCCUACCACUCACCCAAAGAUCACUGGAAGCUAUAGAUGGAAUCCAUAUUUAAAGGACUGCAUUGGUGCCAUUGAUGGCACCCAUGUGCUGGCAAGGGUGCCUAGACACAUGCAGCAAGCUUUCAGGGGUAGGAAAACUAACCCGACACAAAAUGUGAUGGUUGCUGUGGACUUUGACCUCAAGUUCACAUAUGUUCUAGCUGGCUGGGAGGGGUCUGCCCAUGAUGCACUUAUCCUGGCUGAUGCCAUUGAGAGGGAUGAUGGGUUCACUGUCCCACAAGGUAAUUGCACUACCAAGUUCACAUUGUAGGUAAAUUCUACAAUGUCACAC